AUGGAUGCAUCUUCAGAUCUGUUGAGUGGGAGUUGUGGCGUUGGGUGGAUCAUCAAAGAUGGCUUAGAGGCCCUACUCCACCAAAAUUCUGCAAAUCGGUGCUUUGUAGGCUCGGCCUUAGCUGCAGAAGCCCUAACACUUAAGACUGCUCUCUUAGAUGCAGUGUCUUCAGGUAUCAGAGCUUGUUUAUCAGACUCCAAGAAUCUCAUUUCUCGACUCACUGGCAAUGGCAAUUCCGUCAAGCUCCAAGGAAUCUUCUGCGACAUUCGCGUGCUGAGUAACUCCUUCGAAUAUAUCUGUUUUUCCUUCAUUUCCCGUUUAAUCAAUGUUUCAGCUGAUUAUGGUUUCAAAAUGAGCCUUAUCCCAGGUCCACAACAUUCUCCUCACGGAGAUGUAAUAUCCGUUUAA
Thlaspi arvense is the source of this 408-nucleotide messenger RNA. Lineage: Eukaryota; Viridiplantae; Streptophyta; Magnoliopsida; Brassicales; Brassicaceae. The record is from the annotation of a GenBank genome assembly.